CUCCCAGUCUCCCAGCCACUGCGCAAGCCAGCUGCAGAGGCAGGCCACACCAUGGAGCUGCUCCUCCUGCCCUGGGCCCUGCUGCUGCUGGCGACAGCCCCUGGCCCAGGCCCCUGGCCUGCAGCAGAUGCCCAGCAGAACUGCUCCCUCCGCUGUGGGGAGCUGGGCCCGCUGUGCUCAUGCCACCCGACCUGCGUCGGCCUGGGCACCUGCUGCCCGGACAUGCGGCACUUCUGCCUGGAGAUCCAGCCCUACUCAGGCUCCAUGAUGGGCGGCAAGGACUUUGUGGUGCAGCACUUCACGUGGUCCGGCCCCGUCGACAGCGUGAUCUGCAGGUUUAAGGAGAGUGUCCAGACCCUGGGCCACGUGGACUCCCUGGGGCGAGUGCACUGCGUGUCCCCCUUGCUCUACGAGACCGGCCGCAUCCCCUUCACGCUCUCCUUGGACAACGGCCGUUCCUUCCCUCGCUCAGGCACCUGGCUGGCUGUUCACCCCAGCAAAGUGUCGGAGACGGAGAAGAGCCAGCUGGUAAACGAAACCCACUGGCAAUACUAUGGCACCACCGACGCCAGGGAUGCCCUCUCCCUCACCUGGAACACCUCGGCUCUGCCCACCAACCAAGUCACCAUCGAGCUGUGGGGCUAUGAGGAGACAGGGAAGCCAUACUCAGGGGAAUGGAUAGCAAAGUGGUCAUACCUGUACCCCCUGGCCACAAAUGUCCCCAACUCCGGCUCCUUCACCUUCACUCCCAACCCCGCGCCUCAGAACUUCCAGAGAUGGGAAGUGGGUGCCCUUCGAAUCAUCAGCAGCGAACACUACACGGGGAAGAAGGACGUGCACGCGCUCUGGAGCAACGAGCACGCGCUGGCCUGGCACCUGGGCGACGACUUCCGGGCGAACUCUGUGGCCUGGGCUACCAAUAAGUGCCUGGCCUGGGAGAAGCUGGAGGACGAACUGCCCAACUUCCUGGGGGAACUGCCUGACUGCCCCUGCACCCUGGCCCAGGCCAGGGCUGACUCUGGCCGCUUCCACACGGAUUAUGGCUGUGACAUUGAGCAUGGCAGUGUGUGCACCUACCACCCAGGGGCCGUGCACUGUGUGCGCUCUGUGCAAGCCAGCCCCCAGUAUGGCUCCGGCCAGCAGUGCUGCUACACAGCGGACGGCACACAGCUCCUGACGGCCGACUCCACCAGCGGCAGCACCCCCGACCGUGGCCACGAUUGGGGUUCGCCCCCGUUCCGAGCACCACCCCGUGUGCCUGGCCUCUCCCACUGGCUCUACGAUGUCAUCAGCUUCUACUACUGCUGCCUCUGGGCGCCCGAAUGCUCCCGCUACAUGCGUCUACGGCGCUCCAGCGACUGCCGCACCUACCGGCCCCCUCGCCUGGCCUCUGCUUUUGGGGACCCGCACUUCAUCACCUUCGAUGGUGCCAACUUCACCUUCAACGGGCGCGGCGAAUACGUGUUGCUGGAGUCGGGGCUGACCGACCUGAGGGUGCAGGGUCGCGCGGAGCCCAGGACAACGCCUGAAGGCAUGCAGGACCGAGGCACAGGGCUGACCGCCGUGGCCGUCCAGGAGGGCAACUCUGAUGUGGUGGAGGUCCGGCUGGCCCCCGGGGUGGGGGGCCUGCAGGUGCUGCUGAACCAGGAGGUGCUCACCUUUGCGGAGCAGAGCUGGAUGGACCUGAAGGGCAUGUUCCUGUCCGUGGCUGCUGGGGAUCGCACAUCCAUCAUGCUGUCAUCGGGGGCGGGCCUGGAGGUCAGCGUCCAGGGUCCCUUCCUGAGUGUGACCGUCCUGCUGCCCGAGAAGUUCCUUAACCAUACGCAAGGCCUCCUGGGGACCCUCAAUGACAGCCCCACAGACGACUUCACCCUGCGCAGCGGGAAGGUCCUGCCGCCGACCGCAAGUUCUCGGGAGCUGUUCCAGUUCGGGGUUGACUGGGCCGUGAAGAAUGCCUCCUCCCUGCUCACCUAUGACUCUCGGUUGCUGGCCAACAACUUCCUGUAUGGGCCCAAGCAUGACCCCACCUUCCAGCCACUCUUCCCCGAGGACAUCACCCCCAGCCCCGGCCAGGAGACUGAGGCAGACAAACUGUGUGGGGACAACCGUUUCUGCAGCUUCGACGUUGCAGCCACCAGGAGCCUGAGCAUGGGCAAUGCCACCCGGGUGGCCCACCAGCUGCACCAACAUCGUGUGCAGAGCCUGAAGCCUGUGGUGUCCUGUGGCUGGCUGGCCCCACCUGACAAUGGGUUGAAGGAAGGCAGCAAGUACCUGAUGGGCUCCACUGUCUACUUCCACUGCAAUAAUGGCUACAGCCUGGAGGGGGCGCAGGUCAGCACCUGCCAGGCUAAUGGCAACUGGUCCUACCCUACUCCGGCAUGCCAGCCAGGACGGAGCCACACUGUGCUGCUGAGCAUCAUCUUCGGAGGCCUGGCACUGGUGGUGCUCGUCGCGCUGCUCUACGUGCUGCUGCAACGCAAGAAGCGCAACACGACGCCAUGGACUUCGCAGCCCUGAGGGGAGCACUCUUGGCUGGAGACUCCGUACACCGGGCCCCUCGGGGGCUGCAGACCAGCCUCCCAGGAGAAGGCUCUGCACUCCCAGGAGUGAGCACCCCAAUACCUCAACCCCCAAACCCUUAGCACCUGGACCUGGACACCUGAUAACUGAGCCUUUAAUGCCUGUGGGCCGGAGGUGCCCUGCCCUGCUGCCUCAGCCUCGGCCCCAGGCCCCGACCUCUAACCAUGCUGCUCCUGAGGCCCUGUCUCCCAGUGCUCGCAACUCUAGCUCUCCGACUCGACUCCAGGCCUUUGAACCCUAACACCUGCCUCCCCAGCCCUAGCCCUCCAACAUCUGAUACUCUAUUGCCAAUACCUCCGAUCUGGUGUCUGAUGCCCAUGCCCCAACCCCUGAUAUACUGAGACCUGGUGCCCUCCAACUGGAGCCCCAGCACCCAGCUGCCUUGAUUCCCAGACUCUGGGCCCGGCCAAGAUUGCAGGUGUGCCCAGCCCAGGGCACGGAGCGGCCACGGGAUCCUGAGCAAAGUCACCCUCUGAGCUCUGAGCGUGUAACUCUAACUCUGGAAUGUCACUUGAAACCUCCUCCCUGCCUUACAAAGAGAAAGAAGCCUUCGGUGCUCCUCUCGG
Molecule: messenger RNA, 3146 nt
Organism: Phyllostomus hastatus (greater spear-nosed bat)
Lineage: Eukaryota; Metazoa; Chordata; Mammalia; Chiroptera; Phyllostomidae
Gene: SUSD2
Product: sushi domain containing 2
Exons: 15
Coding region: 52-2517 (821 amino acids)
Source: RefSeq, a predicted model, not a curated record